Medicago truncatula (barrel medic) is the source of this 1458-nucleotide messenger RNA. Its product is annotated as vestitone reductase. Gene Ontology annotation, molecular function: oxidoreductase activity, acting on the CH-OH group of donors, NAD or NADP as acceptor. The record is from RefSeq and is a predicted model, not a curated record. NCBI's taxonomy places the organism in Eukaryota, Viridiplantae, Streptophyta, Magnoliopsida, Fabales, Fabaceae. The transcript is spliced from 4 exons. The coding region runs from base 332 to 1213 and encodes 293 amino acids.
AAAACAACAAAUUGAUGUGGUCCAUAAGCAACUUGCUUAGUGUAUGUACAGGUCUUGUGCUUGUCAAUUCUUCCACUGAUAGCUUGCUUUAAUUUCCAGCAAUCAACAACAUUAAAUGUGACCUUCAACAUUCAUACAGAAGCAACAAAAAUAAAAGUGAAGUGUGAAAAUAUAUUUUGCAAGAGAGUGUGGUGAUGGAAAAAGGGAAAGGAAGAGUUUGUGUAACUGGAGGUACUGGGUUUAUUGGUUCAUGGAUUAUCAAGAGACUUCUUGAAGAUGGUUACACUGUUAACACCACCGUUAGAUCAAAUCCAGAUAUGUAAGCGAAAUUAUGCAAAUUGCAGGGCAAAAGAAAGAUGUUAGCUUCCUCACAGAUCUUCCAAAUGCAUCUCAAAAGCUACAAAUUUUCAAUGCUGAUCUUAGCAACCCUGAAAGUUUCAAUGCAGCAAUUGAAGGGUGCAUUGGAGUAUUCCACACAGCUACUCCAGUUGAUUUUGAACUGAAAGAACCAGAGGAAAUUGUGAUAAAAAGAACCAUUGAUGGGGCAUUAGGAAUUCUAAAAGCAUGCAAAAAUUCAAAGACAGUGAAAAGAGUUGUUUACACCUCAAGUGCUUCUGCUGUGUGCAUGCAAAACAAAGAAGUAGAGGUAAUGGAUGAAAGUUAUUGGAGUGAUGUGAAUAAUCUUAGAACUUUGAAACCUUUUGCUUGGUCAUAUGCUGUUUCUAAAACCCUAGCUGAGAAAGCUGUUCUUGAAUUUGGAGAACAACAUGGUUUGGAUAUUGUGACUCUUCUACCCACUUUUGUUGUUGGACCUUUCAUUUGUCCUAAGCUACCUAGUUCUGUCCAUAGUUCACUAGCUUUCUUAUUUGGUGGUAUUAACAAGAAUCCAUUGAUGCUUGUAUCUCGUACUGGUAUGGUGCAUGUUGAUGAUGUGGCUAGAGCACAUAUAUUUUUACUUGAACAUCCUAAUCCAAAAGGGAGAUAUAAUUGUUCACCAUUCAUUGCAAAUAUUGAAGAAAUAGUUGACCUUGUUUCUUCCAAGUACCCUGAACUUCAAAUGCCAACAUCCAAAGAGCUUAUGGGAGUUAAAGGUCCUAAGUUUCCACAUUUAACCUCAAAGAAACUCAUGGAUGAUGGAUUCAAGUUCAAAUAUAGCCUUGAGGAAAUGUUUGAGGACGCAAUUGAAUGUUGCAAGGAAAAGGGUUAUCUUUGAACCAUAUAUGAAGUUAACAUGAUGAUUGAUAAGUACUUUUUAAGACCUUUAAAUAGUAAUUUUUUUUUAAAAAAAUAUAUGUAAUCAAUGCAUCGGAUUGAAAUAUUUAACUUUUAUGUAAAAAUAUCUUCUUUUGGAAUGUUUAAAGAGUGUCUCAGGACACUCGUUAACAUGACCCAUUAAUAAAUUAUAUGUCGUUUGACAUGAACUUCAACCUCAAUAGAUGGACAUUUUUUUGCAUUAAA